Molecule: messenger RNA, 948 nt
Organism: Blumeria graminis f. sp. triticale
Lineage: Eukaryota; Fungi; Ascomycota; Leotiomycetes; Helotiales; Erysiphaceae
Source: the annotation of a GenBank genome assembly
AUGAACUCCUUGUCUCGAUAUUUGCGCAUACCGCGCCCAACACGAUUCCUCGCCAUUCUGUCCCUCUGUACUGGCGUUGAGAUGGUUUGCCUAUCGAUGAUCUUUAAUAAAAUUACUGGAUUUUAUGGCCUACUUGCUAUUCUCGCAGGCUUACGUUUUUCAAUUCUUCAGCUUAUAAUGUACCUGUAUUCGUGUAUAACGCUCUUAAUCGUUGUUCUACUUCUCGCUCAUCUCCGAAAACAGUCACCCUUCCAAUGCAUUUUAUUCGCCUACUUCUAUGUCGUUGAUACUAUUGUCAGCACAGUAUUUACCAGUGUCUGCGCUGCAUCUUGGUUCCUCACUGUUAGGUUUGGAAAUGAACUUCAAAAAACUACGGCAGGCAAGCAUGGGGCAUCCGGCUUCUCAAACAUUGGCUACAACAUGAGCGAAAACUCUGAGGAUAUUAAGCAAUUAUCUCGUGUAACAGCAGCACAGGAAGCGGUUGCAUACGGGGUCGCUUCAGCGACUGCGAGCUCAGGUUCAGGAUUCGAGGAGACAGUUCCUAGUAUGGCCCUUGUCGUAGCCCUAACGCUUAUACGAUUCUACUUUGUGUUUGUAGUGCUAGCAUAUGCGCGACAGGUAAUCCGCCUAAACUCAUAUGGGGCGAGCUUUACAAAGUUACACUUACAUACAGAUGGAAGCGCGGAUGCCGUAUCCGAUGAAAAUCCCUUCGCUGUCGGUUGUUUCGCCGGGGAUGGUUGGAAGGGGAAAAUGGGUCGGAUUAUGGUCAAAAUUGGGGAGAGUUAUUGGUUAGGUGAAAAGACACAUCAAGAAAGCUGGGCCCAGCGUAUUGACAGUCGGUUUCGGCCUUCCAAAUUCGCUAUAGGGCCGCCUGGUACUAUUGAAAGGGAACGUAGAGCGAGAAGUGGCACAGGCCCACCAGCGCCUGCAUCCAUUCUUAAACUAUAA